CUAGCUGCAUAAUGUUAGCUAAGAGUUGCUCUGUUGAUAGCAUUAUCUGCUGUCUGAUUGUAGCUAACUGGUUGUCAAAGAUGUUUUUCUUCAACCAAUUUCAUUUAAGUUAAAAACAAAUAAUUAAUUAACAUACUUCAUGUCUAAGUAAUGUUAGCAAGGAAUUGCCUAAAUGCUAGCAUUGGCAGGAAUAGCUUGUGGCUCAUCAAAUUAUUCAACAAUGCUGCUUUAAUAUGUAAUAUACGUAGCUGGUACCUCUCUGGAUUAAACAUAUUGUGUUUCAGUUUUUUGUUUAGCCCCAAGUAAUGAAGUUAAAAUGAAUAUCAGGUACCCCUCAAUUAUGUGAAGCCUUUUGCACUUACUGCCCUGAGGAAAAUAGUUUCCAUGAACAAGGUGGGUGUCAUUUCUUUCCUCUGGUUACCAAUUUAUCAGCCUGUCUGUGCCAAUGGAGAAAGAUCUUAAUGUCAAAUAAGCUGCACUGACACUACGAGCUUUCACAGGUGACGACAAGGCUCAAAGCUUCAUCAGGAGAAUUCAAAAUGGCAUUUGCAACACUUCCCCCGACAGAUUGGAACACCACCCUCUUUGACUGUUGUGAUGACAUGAGUACAUGCUGCUAUGGUUUCUGGUGCUGCCCUUGCCUUGCCUGCACAGUUUCAGGGAAAUUUGGAGACAACCGCUGUCUGCCGCUGUGUGACAUAUUCAGUCCUGCUAUAACAGCAGCCUGUGGGUUACCUCUGUGUGUGCCUCCUGCUGCCCUGUCUGUGAGGGUUGGCAUUCGACACAGAUAUGGAAUCAAGGGCUCGCUCUGUAGGGACAUCGCCACAUCCUGUUUCUGUGAGUGGUGCUCCUGGUGUCAGAUGAAUCGUGAGCUGAAAUACCGAAAGAAGAACCCCACUGUCAUCGUCAAUGUGCAGCCUCCUCCAAUGAUGAUGGCUCCUGGAAACGCUCCUCCUUCUGGAUUUAUGGGCCAGCCUGGAAUCAUCAUGAACUCAUACUGAUCUUUGUGGAUUGUGAUUGGUCUGUUCUGCCAUGUGAAGGAAAUUUGAUGUGUAAUGUGAAUUGAAUUAUGUAGGUGUAGAUGUUUUACCUCAGAGCAUGCUGGGUAAAUUUCGGCACAAUAUAGUAUGAUAAGUUUUUAUUUUUAACAAUCACUCAGUAAAAUUGAACUAAUGUAUAUGUAU
This is a messenger RNA of Notolabrus celidotus (New Zealand spotty), 1184 nucleotides long. Its product is annotated as cornifelin homolog. The coding region runs from base 540 to 1001 and encodes 153 amino acids. The transcript has 5 exons. The record is from RefSeq and is a predicted model, not a curated record. NCBI's taxonomy places the organism in Eukaryota, Metazoa, Chordata, Actinopteri, Labriformes, Labridae.